CAAUUCGCUUUACACCUUUUACGCUAAUAUGAAAACAUAUAUAAACUUAGCUGCAAAGUGUUUGGUGCUAAAAAUUAAUUAUCGCUAAUAUAGUUAAUUGUUUCACAGCGGAUUUGACUCAGUCGAAAAGCAGACGAUCUUAUAAGUGCUAAAGCCAGGUUCAGAAGCUCUGUUACAUCGAAAAUUGGCCAGAACUUAAUUGUGAUUGGGCUUUGCGUUUCGUUUCCAAUAAGAAAAAACUGAUUGAGACGAUUUUGUUGCAGGCCAGGUGUUUCAUGAUUUGUCGUGUUCAUUUUUCUUGGCUGCAACUCAAACACAGACACACACACACACACACACACACACACAAUACACUUGCAUUUCCGUUACAACAUUUCGGAUCGCUGUCAAUUUCCGAGCUCGCAUGCAAACGAAGGUCACGGUAGACAACAACAAUAUUGUAUAGAAUCGUACGAACAAUUUGAAAUAAACGUUUUUGGAUGCCCCGCACACGUGAUCAUCGGCAGUGAUUUAUGUUUGCUUUACACAAGUGUGUAAAUUGCAAUGCACUGACAGCAUUACUUCUCAAAUGAUAAAUUCUCUCACCGAAUAAUUAACGGAAAUGCGAAAUUUAAAUUUUUAAGGCAUCAGUCGAUUAUAUAAGCAGCGCACACACACGCGCGUAAUUUGAUUUUGUGCGAGAGCGUAGUAAGUACUUAAUUGGCAGCGAAAAUAAUUUUGGAAUGACUUUCAGUUCAUAGUGGAUGCCCUUACAUAUGUAUGUACAUACAUUCGCACACGCAUAUUUACGUACAUCAUGGGCGUUUGACGACUUAUGUUUCUGCGCAAGCGAGCCUCCGCCAUUUUAUUUUUUAUUUCUAAUAGCUCAGGGAUUUAUGUGUCCAUUCGAUGCUCUUGAACUCCGACGGCGCACUGAUGGAUCCUCAAACUUUUCUUCGCUUAAGCAUUGUAAAUUUCAAAUACCGGCCAAAAAUGGGUUUAAGCGACCCAAUAAAGUUUUUGGUUAAGAAAUUAGCUGCAAACUGUUAAUUGCACAAGCCAAUACAAACGCACAUAUGUAUGUACAUGCUUGAAGCGGGUGUUUUGUGACGUGUUUGCCCACACUGCUUUUUAGAUAAAGCAAAAAUAAUAGGAAAUAUUUCAACAAACUUACAUAAAUGGAAAAAUAAAUACAAAUAAAUGCUUCUACAUUUGCUGAUAGCAACGUAGGCUUUUUGUGUUUGGCGCCAUUUGCAUGAACGCCCUGUGCUUGCAUAAGCCAAAACGCAUUCACAAUGGUUUUUGUUUUUAAAGUGUGCACACACUGAACUAAUUGGAAACGCCACACAAGAAAUAAGAUUUAAAAACUUUGAGUGUGUACACAUUGUAUAUUGUGCCAAUUGUAACACGAUUUUUACCGCGUUUUUUAUGCAACGUCCGUAUUCCGUUUAACGCUUUUGGUCAGACUAGUUACAAAAAGAAAAUGAGCGCUGCUAAUGAAGAACCAAAGCCGGCUAAACGCCCCACACCCCCAACAAUAGGCACUCAUAACGGAACGUUUCACUGUGACGAGGUAGUUGCCUGUUUUAUGCUAAAACAAUUGCCCGAAUAUGAGAAUGCCGAAAUAUUUCGCAGUCGGGACGAAAAGGCAUUGCGUGAGAAAUGCGAUAUAAUUGUAGAUGUGGGCGGCAUCUUUGACCACGAGAAGAAAUGGUACGAUCAUCAUCAGCUGACUUUUAAGGAAACCUUCAGCACGGUGCUCCCGGAACUGGACGACGAAUUUGACAUAAGACUGAGCAGCGCGGGCCUAAUUUACUGCUUCUAUGGCGAGCGUGUGAUACAAAGUAUAUUACAACGCGAGAGAAAUGUGCAAUUAUCCACGAAAAAUUUAAAGCUUGCAUUUUUGCAAAUCUAUCGGAAUUUUAUCAGCGAGCUGGAUGCCAUCGACAAUGGCGUGCCCAUGUUUGAGGGUGGCGAGCCACGCUAUAAGAUAUCGACACAUCUGUCGGCACGCAUUAGCAAAAUGAAUCCCUCGUGGCAGGAAACAGGCGUUGAUAGCGAGCAGCGCUUCCAUACGGCCAUGACUGUAGCUGGCAAGGAAUUUGUUGAGAACGUGCUAGAAGUGGCCUGCUCUUGGAUUGCGGCGCGGGAAUAUGUCCGUCAGGCACUGGAGCAAGCCAAAUCGGUGCAUGCAAGCGGUGAAAUACUUCUCCUAGAAAGAUUCUGUCCGUGGAAAGUACAUUUGAACGAUUUGGAAAAGGAAUAUGGCGUGGAAGGUGUGCCCAAGUUGGUUAUCUUCAAUGAGGGUGCCAACUGGCGUGUUGCAGGUGUGCCCGUAACGCCAAGCAGUUUCCUUGGUCGCAAGUUCUUGCCCACACAUUGGCGGGGUCUUCGUGAUGAGGAGCUGUGCCAGAAGGCUGGGACUAACGAUCUAUUAUUUGUGCAUCACACAGGCUUCAUUGGUGGUGCCAAGACAAAAGAGGCUGCGCUGGCCAUGGCACAGAAAAGCAUAGAGUUUGUCGACGAGAACACGGCUUAAAUCAAUAUGCAAUAAACUAGGUCAUUU
Molecule: messenger RNA, 2545 nt
Organism: Drosophila novamexicana
Lineage: Eukaryota; Metazoa; Arthropoda; Insecta; Diptera; Drosophilidae
Product: UPF0160 protein C27H6.8
Exons: 2
Coding region: 1463-2518 (351 amino acids)
Cellular component (GO): cytoplasm; nucleus
Source: RefSeq, a predicted model, not a curated record